AGCUCAGCCUCCUCGUCUUCAUCGUCAUCCUCCUCUUAUGGUUGUCCCUCUCUGGAAUUGAUCUCGCCUCUUGCCCCCUCAGACGCCAGCUCUUCCAAUUGCAGUUCAGCCAGCCUCUGUGGCCGGAUGGAACCAUCAGUCGACAGGCUCAGCAACUUCGUUUCACCGGCCCUCUCGACCGGCCCAACAGUCAUUCCCACCCUCCACUCCACUUUCGUCCCAACAAUCCCCACGCCAGUCGACAAGACUACCGCAGGCGGAAGCAACACCCCCUACAGCAUAGUCAGCUCCACUCUCAACAACACCCACAACAACACUUUCUCCUCGCUUGACGCUUUGGCUUCUGCGAGUGCCGGCGGAGCCUGUACGUACUGCUCCGAUUAUGAGAGUCUGCUCGACUUGGACUUCAUUCUUGAGAACAGUAUCGCCAACUCGGGCGGCCCCAACUCGAUUGGCGGUAGUGUUGGUCGAGGGGUUGGUGGCGAGUUGGUUCGAGUCAAAUUGCCCUACACCGGAAGCCUUCGGUCUUCUGGCCUUCUCGGGCAUAGUCUACUUUUGGCGUCUGGUUGCCACUGGCGCGACUCGAGCCUGACUCCGUGCGAGUUGAACGGUGAGAUGAGGUGUUCGUUGGAAUGCCGAGAAGAAGAGGAAGAAGGGGAGGAGGAAGAGGAGGAGGAGGAGGACAGAGAAGAGGAGGAGAAAAGGGAAGAAAGUGAGGAGAGUGAGGAGAGUGAGGAGAGCAAAGAGAGAGCGAGGCGAGGAAAGGGAAAAGAGGAGGAGCAGGAGGAGGAGUCGGCGGGUGCGUUGAUGCGAGAACUGACGAACACUACGCUGGAAGAGUUGGAUUCUACCCGAAAUCUACACACACCACCAAUGUGCAGUCAGCUGACGGACGUGGAGACUUCCGGCGCAGUGGGACGUCUCUACACCUUCUCGACGACCACCUCGGAUGACGAGAACCCCGACGAUCUGGAACUGGGCGUCGAUCAGCGACCCAAAGUCCUCUUGUUUGGCCGACUCGAGACAAGUGAUCCUAUCAACAACCAUAUUUCCACUCAUUCACUUCAUACAGCCUUGACAACAGCAACAGCGACAACAACAGCCACAGUAACAGCGACGGCAAUAGCGACAGCGACAGCCUCAGCAACCGGACUCGGUCGCGCCUCUCACAGCGCCUCGAGACCGCUCGCCUUGGCCUACACAACCAACACACCCGUCUACUUUCCCAACAGUCUGUCGUUGGAUUCGUCGCCUGCCUAUGAGGCCUGGCCGGCUGCUCCGGUCGUCUGCCCGAAUCCCGCGGACCUCAGAGACACCGGCGACCCCGGAUCUGAGGCUCUGAGCAGAGGCUACGUCGUCGGGCCAAUGGCCUACACGUCAGACAGCCUUCGCUUUGGUCCAAUCGUCGUCGGCUCGGAUCGUUCAAGUCUUGCAAUCUCUGACACGCCACAUGUCGACCAUUCGGCGCACAAAGACCUCCUCACGCUGGCCAGGCGUCCAAGCCCGACUGUCUCGACGACGCCAACACCAGUCGCGGUAUCUCCUCUCGACUCGGCCCACGACUACAACUUGUCCGUCCACAUGACCAACGCAUACGCGUCCAACUCUAACGCCACCGCCGCCGCCUCCUCUUCCACCUCUUCCUUCCUCCUCCCGCCAGGCAUCUCCUCACAGACCCACAGUCACACAAACAUCAACUCCAGCGUCAAUGUUAACACCAACGUGAAUGUGAACACCGAAACGGCCAGAUACGACGACGGCUAUAGCUCAGUCUACCCAACUCGUCAGUCCGAGGCUUAUGACUCCUCAAGGUCGGACUGUUUUGUUGCCAGACCACCGAUCCUCUUCAACUACAUGACGCCGUCUGGUCUCGGUCGCCACGGUUAUGCUUCCGAAGAGGGCUACGGUGACGAGGAUCCGGACGCCUAUUCCUCCCAACACUAUGUUCCUGCCCACUUUGACGACCUCGUCCCCUGUGCCAGCGACCCAGCAACCACCAGCUACACUCUCCUUCCUCCUGCCAGACAGACGACGAUGACACACAUGCCCUCUGUCCUCUCUGCCCUCCAUUCGGACACCAAUGCUCAUCCCCUCCACACCUCGUCCUACCUGGCCGCCGUGUCCGUCAAUGGGACUCUGAGCUCAUCAUCAUCUACUUCCUCUUCUUCUUCUUCAUCUUCUUUUUCCUCAUCCUCCUCUUCUUCUUCAUCCUCUUGCUCCUCCUCCUCCUCCUCCUCCUCCUCAUCUUCAUCCUCUUCCUCCUCCUCCGUCUCUACCCCCUGCUCUUCGUCAUCCGCCUCCUCCUCUUCCUCUUCCUCCACCUCUUCUCUGGCUUCUUCUACACCCUCCUUCUUUUCCGGCUCGUCAGUCACUGUCUAUCCUGCCUUGUCGUCCACCAAGCCAACCUUAUCGCCGGCCCCGAUUUCCCCGCUCUCCUCCACCCCCAACACUUGGCAACUAGUCGGCCCAACAGCCGUCUAUCCAGUUGCCCAGCCGACAGAUUCUGAGGUCGUCACGGCCUACAGUUCAGGACACAUGCUGGAGGAGCAUCAAGUGUCGACCGAUCAGACAGCAAUGCUUGCGCCUCCGUUUCCACGCCCACCGCCGCCACCGCCGCCGCCGCUGCCACCUUCAGGGCGUCGUCGCGGUCGACAACCGGGCUCUCGAAUGAGCCGCGGUGGCGGUCGGCAUGGCAACAGUCUUGUCGGGUCUAGCAACGGGUUGAGGGGCUCUGCUCGAGGUGGUCACAUGUCGGCCGGGGACCACCAGAUGGGCUCGAGUCCGGCCUACCUGUUACCGCCCGGUCUGAAUCGAGGCGGUUGCGUCGCUGGCGCCGGAGUUGGUGACACGAGCAGUCGUGGAAAGAAGUCGCUGUUGUUGGUGCACGUUUGUCCAUUUGGCAGUUGCGCCAAGGCCUACUCGAAAUCUUCGCAUCUGAAGGCACACAUGCGAGUUCACACCGGCGAAAAGCCGUUCCCUUGCGACUGGGCCGGUUGUGCAUGGCGAUUCGCUCGAUCUGAUGAACUCACUCGUCACUAUCGAAAACACACCGGCGACCGACCUUUCGCUUGUCGCGUCUGCCAACGUGCUUUCGCCCGCAGUGACCAUCUUACACUGCACAUGAAGAAGCAUCGCAACACACCCACAGCACCGACGACUACCACACCGAGCGACCUGAUCACCAAGCCGGCCCCCUCGACUGACCCCGACAACCGUUCUCACAUCGCCAUGGCCAACAUCGUGUGUGAAGAUAUUCGACCGAUUCCAGAUCCCUUUCUUUUCACCAUUCCCUCCCCCCUCUUCUCUCCCUUCGAGGGACGGAAUGGCGCCGCCCGACAACUCAGCAGCCCCAGACACGAAAAUCGGACUGAGAUCCUGUGUCAGUGCGGACCUCGCCUGUGA
Molecule: messenger RNA, 3402 nt
Organism: Protopolystoma xenopodis
Lineage: Eukaryota; Metazoa; Platyhelminthes; Monogenea; Polystomatidea; Polystomatidae
Source: the annotation of a GenBank genome assembly